This is a messenger RNA of Ilex paraguariensis (yerba mate), 339 nucleotides long. Lineage: Eukaryota; Viridiplantae; Streptophyta; Magnoliopsida; Aquifoliales; Aquifoliaceae. The record is from the annotation of a GenBank genome assembly.
AUGGUGGUCACUGUCCAAGUUACCAUGGCACAGACUCUUCCUGCUAUGUCCAUUGCUUUAGAUUGGGUGUUUACUUUUUCUGGCAAGCAGAAAUCACUUGCAGACAAAUUCGAGUAUGUCAUGCAUGGGCUAUUAUAUAAGAUCUCAGAAAACACCGAAGGACCUGAUGUUAAAGUGGUGGUGUAUAUUUCUUUUGGAGGACUUCAACUGAUGCUGAAGGGCAACCCUGCCAAGAUGGGUAAAUUUAAGGUUGACGAAAGGAACAUCGUCCACUCCCUCAAACUGGUUGAGUCGCAACUUGAUCCCCAUCUCAGCCAAUCGGCGGCUGUUCCAGUGUAG